GAUGAAUGUGUUCAUUGCCGAUUGCUAACGACUGUCAGCUUCCUGGGUUACCUGCUCCGUUGGAAGAACAUGCGCGCUGUACACGGCCAGCGGAGUCGGCAUGGCAGGAUGCUGCGACGGCUCAGACCACCAAGCAUGCGGCUGGGCGAGCAGCUGCGUCGACUACGACCAGUAUUAUAGCUCCAGUGCCUGCGACGCGGAUUGUCGGCUCAACACCUUUGUCCGAAAAUGCACGAGGGCCGCUGCCCCAUACUGCGUCACCUGGACGUAUGCCUCCAACGACGUCAAGGAUUUUGGAUGUGUCGAGACCUCCAGUCGUUCCGUGGAAACCAUCUACUACAGCGCCAGUGAUGAUCUCUUCUCGUCCUUCACGUCCGUCUCCCUGCUUACGCUGAGCGAAGAUGACGUCGUAACGGAUAGCGCUCUUACCAGCGUUUCCAGCGACCUGCUUGAUUUCACUUCCGAUCUUUCCGAUAUCCUCGCCUUCACCACCGAGUCCGACUCUGCCCAGGAGACUGACCCAGUCGCCAUUGGAGGUGGCGGAGGGGGUGGAGGGAAACGCAAGAAGAAGAGCAAGGUCUCCACGGGGGCUAUCGUCGGCGCUGCCAUUGCCGGCAUCGCAUUUCUCUUCGCCGUCGGAUCCAUCAUCCUCUUCUUCUGUCUCAAGGCGAAACGCAAACGCCAACCCGUCGAAAACCCUGCCGUCGGUGCCAACGCAGUCGCACCUCCCCCGGCUGCUCAAUUCAAUCCUCAGAUGGGGGAACAGGGGCAAGUCCCGCCUAUGAUGCCGCCACCGGGACCUCCUCAGUCACCCCCGCCACAGCAUGGCUACUUCUCGCCGGGGGCUCCUCCUCCCCCGGCACCGUACGAUCAAAAGGUUGCAUACACCUAUGAGCAGCCUGUUCAGUCUCCCGCCCCCAGCCCUCCUCCACCCGCUCCGGCAUAUGUAGCGCCGUACUAUGCACCGACAAACGGCGUGCCACCGACACCGACACCGACACAGUCGCCGGACCCAGUUGUAACGAGAGAUCCUCCCACUGGGACCGUAUAUGAAAUGGGUGGUGGGAGGUAACGUCUACAUUGACGUUACAGUUGGUCCACCCGAACAGAGAAGAGGCACGAAGUUUGUUGUGAAAUCUCAGUCUUCCGUAUCAUAAUUCUGACUUGAGGUGUUGGUCUGGUGCCCCAAGGUCACAGCCGUGUAGUGAGCCCGCCGUGUCGGGAGAGGAUAUAUACCCUUUCAGUUAUAGAUCAUGUUUUGCAAGUAGUCAUAUCCAAUGUCAUCCUACCCCAUUAGUGCACAGCGGUGGGCAAAUCUUUGU
Molecule: messenger RNA, 1322 nt
Organism: Westerdykella ornata
Lineage: Eukaryota; Fungi; Ascomycota; Dothideomycetes; Pleosporales; Sporormiaceae
Exons: 1
Coding region: 101-1072 (323 amino acids)
Source: RefSeq, a predicted model, not a curated record